Penicillium manginii is the source of this 768-nucleotide messenger RNA. RefSeq lists its product as uncharacterized. Bases 1 to 768 code for a protein of 255 amino acids. Lineage: Eukaryota; Fungi; Ascomycota; Eurotiomycetes; Eurotiales; Aspergillaceae. The transcript has a single exon. The record is from RefSeq and is a predicted model, not a curated record.
AUGCGAAAAACACUACAAAAGAGACAUUCUUGGACGGACGAGGACCUGAACAUCCUCUCGUACCUUCGAUACACUUGCCACUGGGGCUUCAAACAAAUCCAAGCGUCAUACUUCCCAACACUUUCUUCCAGCGCACUCCGAGGAGCCUACUGGAACCUGUCUAUUGAGGACCGCAAUCGCCGAGCAUCGAGGACCAUUAUCCCAGUUGCACCUUGCAGCUGUGUGGAAGGCUUCCCAACAGCCGUCGAAACGCAAUCCGCGUCAUUCAGUAUCGAGCAGGGGACAAGUCGCUCUAACUGCCCCGCCUCUGGCACUUUCACUCGGUCAGAAAAUAACCUUGAGACUUUGGCCUUGACCCCACCAAGCCCUGCGGGUGGAUGCGAGCAAUUUAUUUCCAAUAACAGCGUUUCGAGUCGUUACGAACUUCGGCCGAACAGACCCUCAACUUUCCCUCCAAGAAAGCCGCAAUAUCUAGUUGACCGACGUCAUUUCCCACACUUCUUCAGAUCGUAUAAGUACUCUCUCGAUCUACAAGGGCUCUCAGACAACGAUUAUACUCCUCCAUCUCGAACGCCUACGCCAAGUUCAUCAGAUCGAAGUGUUUCUAUUGCCUCAAGCCUUCCUAGUGCCGUGUCAAGCCUUGAACUCUUCGGCUUGGAGGUGCGCUCUCCUCAGUCAUCAAAUAGUGACUCGGUUACCUCUGAUCGGCCGAACGAUAUAUCUGGCUCUGAAUUCUUCGGCUCUGAGGAGCAUCCUCUGCCGACAUGA